AUGUAUCCAGCUCUAACAAAACGUCAUCUCCUCCGGCCCUCGGCGGUCCGAAUUGCCCAAUUAUCACGGGCGUCCGUCCACCACAAGGUCCACGCAGAUCCGAAAGCCGAAGAGCAAUUCUUCGUCAACACUACCUUCCCCGAUGACUUUGAGAAUUCGUCGUUGCUGAAGCAAGAAUUAGAGCAGAGGAAGGCUGAAGCUGAGGCUACUACUGGACCCUGGGAUAAGGCUACUAUUGAAGCUCAUAAGAGGGAUAUUUUCGAAAGUCUGUAUGGCUAUGAAGCGAAGGGUGGCAAAGGUGCUACUAGUACCUCGAAGAAGGCUCAGGCUGAGCCGGAGAGGGCUCCUGAUUUGGAUGAAAUGUGA
Messenger RNA from Penicillium longicatenatum, 366 nucleotides. RefSeq lists its product as uncharacterized. The coding region runs from base 1 to 366 and encodes 121 amino acids. NCBI's taxonomy places the organism in Eukaryota, Fungi, Ascomycota, Eurotiomycetes, Eurotiales, Aspergillaceae. The record is from RefSeq and is a predicted model, not a curated record. The transcript has 3 exons.